AGAAAGUUCGGCGGCCAUAUUGAAUCCAGGGACCGUCUGUUGUGACGGUGUGUGAGCGCUUCUCUGCAGCGAUUUUACCGUUUCUUCACGUUUUACUCGGAAUUAGACACACAAAAGAAGACCAGCAUGGUGGUUCUCCAUGUGAAGAAAGGUGAGGAGAGUCAGUUCCUGUACGAGACGACUGUCGCUGCACCACUGGACGAUGUCAUCAGGGAGGUAUCAGCAGUAUACAACGGCAGGCUGAAGGUGGAGAGAAUUUGUGCAGAAAUGGAGGAGUUGGCUGACCACGGUGUGACCCUGCCUGGUAACAUGCAGGGUCUGACAGACGAGCAGGUUACGGAGCUGAAGCUGAGGGAUGAGUGGGGGGAGAAGUGUGUGCCCAGCGGAGGGGCUGUCUUCAACCAGGACGAGAUCGGCAGGCGCAAUGGACAAGCUCCAAAUGACAAGAUGAAAGAGGUUCUGAAGAAAACUGUCAGUGAGGCAAAAGCUCUCAUUUCCAAAAAACAGGUGCAGGCGAAUGUGCAGGUGACAGGACAGCUGGUGAAGGAUGCGCUAGACCAGCUGCGAGGGGCCACCAUGAUCGUGUACCCCAUGGGCCUCCCGCCACACGACCCAAUCAGGAUGGAGCUAGAGGAUAAAGAGGAACUAGAAGGAACACAGGCUUCCCUCCAAGUGAUCCCAGAAGACCAGGCCAGCCUCUGGUUCUCAGGGAAGGAGAUGCAGCGUGGAAAGAACCUCCGGGACUAUGUCGGCAAAAACGAGAAAACAAAAAUAGUUGCUAAAAUACAGAAGAGAGGCCAGGGUGCCCCGGGGAGAGAGCCUGUGUUCUCAGAAGAGGAGAAGAAACAGAUGAUGCUGCACGCCUACAGGAAGCAGGAGGAGAUGAAGAAACUUGCGGAAGACAGCGAAGAUGCCUACAUGAAUUCGGAAUGGGCAGACUCCGGAAAACUGAAACAGGACCUCCAUGGAAUUAGGAAUGUCAGCUGGAGGCCGCGAUAGUCGGACCGCAGGGUCGUAGAUAGGAUUUCAGUGUUCUAAUGGAAAACUAGUAACUUAGCUAUCCUUGGUCAGUAUUAUAAAAAUGUGCCUUAAUUUCUAAUAGCUAAUAUCAUGAUGGCUUUUGGUGUUGAGGUUUGAAGUUCAAGGAGUGGUAGCUAAACUUUACUACCUUGUCCACCCUGGGUCUUAAAAGGUAUGUAUUGGCAGUUAAUAAGCCACAGUAAACCUAUUCAUAUUGGAUACAGUGAUAGGAACAAUAACAUAAUAAAAGCCUUUGUCAUAUGUAUUUGCUACUCUUUUGAAAGGUUGUGUAUAAACUCAGAGGAGACAAGAUGGUUGGACAGAUUUAAAACCCCUGAAGUGUUACAGUAAAUUUAUCUCUUGAAAGACUAGCCCUGUGACUAUGUAAACUAAAGUAAAUAGAAAUAAAUAUGGCUUGAAUGGAUCUUACAUGUUAGACUUAUAUCAGUUUCUCUUGUACAUCAAAUAACAGCACAAAACCCACUCCAAAAGUUUGUAGAAAUUUUAUUAGAAAAUAGUUGUACAUUUAUGACAACAAAAAAAUGGCAAAUAUCAACUUUAUUCCUAUACUAUUAUAAAGCAAUAAACUAUGAUAGAUAUUUUACUAAACAAGAAAUGCAGUAGCCAGUUCAAUGUAAACAUCAUGCAAGUUACCAGUUUUGUUGGAAGCCAGACCAGAGGUAGGUGUAUGGUAGCCUGGCUACCAUCCUGGUUGGGUCUAUAUCUGCUCUUAUACUACUUAUAGUCAAUAUUGGAGCACAUGUAAACCUAACAAGG
Messenger RNA from Branchiostoma belcheri (Belcher's lancelet), 1797 nucleotides. RefSeq names its product UPF0769 protein C21orf59-like. Lineage: Eukaryota; Metazoa; Chordata; Leptocardii; Amphioxiformes; Branchiostomatidae. The transcript has 8 exons. The record is from RefSeq and is a predicted model, not a curated record. Gene Ontology annotation, biological process: regulation of cilium movement. The coding region runs from base 127 to 999 and encodes 290 amino acids.